AUGAAGCCGUGCCACAUUCUGGCGCAGAUAGGACACACCGUGCGCCUUGGUGCCCUUCUGCCCACCCGCCAGCCAGCCAGAGUGCAGGCUGCCUUGAACCGCGCCCUCACCGGUCUCGUUCAAACUGGGGACAACUUUCUACCUUACAACCUGAGCCUGGAAGUGGUUCCUCGAGAGCCGGCCAACGGAGACCCGGAGUCCCUUUUCAGGUGUGUUUGUCAGGCUAUCGUUGUUCAGGGGGUCUCCGCUGUUCUCGCCUUCCCCCAGACCCAGGAAGAGAUCAACCGCUUCCACUUGCAGAUGGUUACGCGGAUCCCCCCGUCAGGCCUGUCAGAGCUGCUGCUGACUAUUCUCCAGCGGAGCGGCUGGCAGGAGGGCAUGGCUGUGCUGUGCCAGGGCUGGGAGGAGGCUGGCCUGCUGGAACUACUGGAGCUCCAGAGCCGCCUUGGCUGGGGCGCCACCCGCUGGCACCUCCGAGGCCUCCUCAACCUCACCCGGGCCGGGCCCACAGAAUCCGAAAUCCAGGACUUCCUUUCGGAACACUUCCGGGGACAGGGGCCAAGUCAGAUUCUGCCACCAGCCGCGGUACUGCUGUUCGGGGCCGACCCGGAGUGUGCAGCGGCGGUGCUGCGGAGUGCCCAGGACUUGGGGCAUACGCUGCCCACAGUGCACUGGGUGCUGGGCUACCCGCUGAGCCCCGACACCCUGCACUCCAUCGGCCUGCCCCUGGGGCUGCUAGCCUACGGUGAGGUGGAGCGCAAGCCGCUGGACUUCUACAUCCGCGACGCGCUGCAGCUGGUGGGCCAAGCUGUGGCAGCAGCCACAGUGGUGCGUCCCGACCUGGCGCUCAUCCAGAACAUGGUCAACUGCUACGACAAGCCCAACAAGCACGAGGUGCCCUCGUCCGGACAGUAUCUCGCCAGAUUCCUGUCUAACACGUCGUUCUCAGGGCUGACAGGGCCGGUGUCGGUGCAGAGGAACCUGUCCCGGGUUCUCACCUCUCAGCGCUUCCACAUCUGGAGCCUGCGGCGGGAUGCGGUGGGCCAGCCCACCUGGGUGACGGUGGGCAGCUGGGAGGGGGGCCGCCUGAAGGUGGAGGACCAGAGCCUUUGGCAGGGUCCCAAUGGCAAGGGCCACGACCGGGGGGAGGGCCAGAGGAGUGGGGGCCGGUGGCAGCCAGGCAUGCCUGUGGCAGACAGCCGGGUGCGGGUAGUUACCCUGGUGGAGCAUCCCUUUGUAUUCACGCGGGAAGUCGAUGAGGACGGGAACUGCCCGGCGGGACAGUACUGCCUGGAUGCAGGGACGAACAGCUCGGACAUGCUGGAGAGCUACUUCAGCGAGCGUGCCUCGGGAAACUCUACCUUCCUGCCCACGGACUACAGCAAGUGUUGCUACGGAUACUGCAUUGACCUGCUGGAGAAACUGGCAGAGGACUUGCGCUUUGAGUACGACCUGUACAUCGUGGGUGACGGGAAGUAUGGAGCGUCGAAGAGCGGCCGCUGGACAGGGCUGGUGGGCGACCUGCUCAAUGGCGUGGCCGACAUGGCCGUCACCUCAUUCAGCAUUAACUCAGUGCGUAGCCGCGUCAUCGACUUCACCUCGCCCUUCUUCUCCACCUCGCUAGGCAUCCUGGUGCGCAGCAAGGACACAGCGGCGCCCAUUGGCGCCUUCAUGUGGCCCCUUCACUGGUCCAUGUGGGUGGGUAUCUUCGUGGCACUGCACAUCACCGCCCUCUUCCUCACCCUCUACGAGUGGAAAAGCCCUUUUGGCAUGACGCCACACGGACGCAACCGCCUGCGGGUCUUCUCCUACUCAUCGGCGCUCAACCUGUGCUACGCCAUCCUGUUCGGCCGCACGGUCUCCAGCAAGACGCCCAAGUGCUGGACGGGUCGGUUUCUGAUGAACCUGUGGGCCAUCUUCUGCCUGCUGGUGCUGUCCAGCUAUACAGCCAACCUGGCCGCCGUCAUGGUCGGCGAGAAGACCUUCGAGGAGCUCUCGGGGAUCCACGACGCCAAGCUCCACCACCCGUCCCAUGGUUUCAGGUUUGGGACGGUGAGGGAGAGCAGUGCCGAGGAGUACAUGAAGAAGAGUUUCCCAGAGAUGCACGAGUACAUGAGGCGCUACAAUGAGCCCACCACACCUGAUGGAGUGUCCACCCUCAAGGUAGAUCCCCCUCAGCUUGAUGCCUUCAUCAUGGACAAGGCCCUGCUGGACUACGAGGUGUCCAUCGACGCAGACUGCAAGCUGCUCACCGUGGGCAAACCCUUCGCCAUCGAAGGCUAUGGAAUAGGCCUACCGCAGAACUCCCCUCUGACCAACAACGUGUCAGAGUUCAUCAGUCGCUACAAGUCAGACGGCUACAUGGACAUGCUGCACGACAAGUGGUACAAGGUGGUGCCUUGUGGGAAGAGGGUGUUCGCCGUCACCGAGACUCUCCAGAUGGGCAUCCGUCACUUCUCAGGGCUGUUUGUGCUGCUGUGUGUGGGCGUGGCCACGUCGCUGCUCACCCUGGCUGGGGAGCACGCCUUCUAUCACAUGGUGCUGCCCCGCAUUCGACGCCGACAAAAGUACAAGUACUGGCUCCACACCAGCCAGAAAAUCCACCGAGCCCUGAACCAGACCUAUGAGGACGUGAAGAAGAAGCAGGACACCAACACAGAGAAAAGUAGCUGCUGCAUCCAGAAGAACCAGCACCCCCAGCCUCCCCCUGACCCCCUUCUCUCCAGGGCAUCGGCCAAGUGGAACAACGAGAACAGCAGGGACGCUGCAGCCGCUAAGGACAACAAGCGCGUACACUUUAACCUGGAGACCCUCAACAGCCGCCGCCUGCUAGCCCGGGCCGUGACCAAGUCCGAAGGGGGGAGAGGGGGGGAAGGUAUCCCUGGGGCUAACCAGGCAACACGUGUCUGUGCAAACGGAGGCUUCGGGACUUCCUUUGCCAGCCUGGUGCUCUCCCUCCCCUCCUCCUCUUCUUCAUCCAUCCCUUCAUCUUCCUCCUUGGGCGUUCCUCCAAGGCCAGGGGAGCUACAAGAGCUACAGGAGAAGAUCGACCUGAUCCGGGAUCAGCUAAGGACGGCUCUGGCCAGGAGGGCUGAGCUGCAGACUUCUCUGGCCAAGGAGAAGGCUGCCUGCUCUGCACCCAUAGUGUCAGGAAUGCCCCCCGUGGUUUUAGCCGCAGCAUCCCUCCACACCUCCACCAAAACCACCUCGUCCCUCCCCUCCACCCGCUGUGCCACCACCAUGACAGACCCUGUCCUCAAGGCCCUGCCCACAGUCCGCACAGCCCCCGCCAAACACACCAACGAGAAGAGGUGA
This is a messenger RNA of Salvelinus namaycush (lake trout), 3315 nucleotides long. It is a transcript of the gene grin3bb, whose product is annotated as glutamate receptor, ionotropic, N-methyl-D-aspartate 3Bb. The record is from RefSeq and is a predicted model, not a curated record. NCBI's taxonomy places the organism in Eukaryota, Metazoa, Chordata, Actinopteri, Salmoniformes, Salmonidae. The transcript is spliced from 10 exons. Bases 1 to 3315 code for a protein of 1104 amino acids. Gene Ontology annotation, biological process: synaptic transmission, glutamatergic; modulation of chemical synaptic transmission; monoatomic ion transport. Gene Ontology annotation, cellular component: plasma membrane; postsynaptic membrane. Gene Ontology annotation, molecular function: NMDA glutamate receptor activity; transmitter-gated monoatomic ion channel activity involved in regulation of postsynaptic membrane potential.